CUGUUUAGUGGAACCAGGAUACUGGACCAGGUCACCUCGAGUGGGUUACUAUGAUGGAUUUUAUUUUGGGUUUACAAACUUAUGAGUACAUAGGCGGUUUUGCUUCCUUGUUUUGAUAAUGACAUACCAUAAUAUUGGUAUACAGAAUAUUUUGAUAGCCUGAGACAUUGAAGUGACUGCGCUGGCAUAAUUGUGAUGGAGUUGACGACAUUGUGUGCCUAACGCUGUCAUUUAAACAGAUGCUGACAAAGACAGGGCGUAAUACGCCCAGAGCAGAGGAAAGCUGACUUUGACAUGCGACGCGUGGGUGGAAAUAGCCUGUUAAUGAAUAGACAGCAGAGAGGCGUUACGGUAGAGGAGCUACACGGAGCGUGCUGUGCGGUGAAAUAUUGCUAUUGUUAGGCACCGCUGGGAGAAAAAGUGCUGCGAUGCAGAAAGAAUGUAAAGUCUUGACAGCUUUACGGUGGCAGGCUGACGGCCGAGCCAGGCGAUUGGAGGCAAAUUGCGCAGGAGGCCUUCUGUCGGGCCACACCGGGGCUCGCUUUAACAAGUUCACAAAUGAGCUGCGCCCGCCGCUAUACGUACGUUGCAGGGAAAUGAGAAGAGAUGGACGGAAGGCUGAGGGGGCGGCUACUGGUUGUGUUCAUGUGGCUGAACUUUGCACGUCAAAGUGCCAGCUGCCCAGCCAAGUGCGUAUGCUACAGUGAACCCCGGCCCACCGUCGCAUGCCAGCAACAAGGACUCUUUUCCAUCCCUACUGAGAUUCCGGUGCGGAGCCAGCGAAUCUUCCUCCAGAGCAACAAGCUGACGGUUGUGAGAUCCACAAGCUUCAGCUCUUGUCAAAAUCUUACCGUCCUGUGGCUCUACUCGAACAACAUUAGCCACAUCGAGGCCGGCGCCUUCUACGGCUUGGAGAAACUGGAGGAACUGGACAUCGGGGACAACGGGAACCUUCGCACAAUCAGCCCGACGGCCUUCCGAGGCUUAACCAAGCUGCACACGCUUCACCUGCACAGGUGCGGCUUAUCCGAGCUGCCCGUGGGUGUAUUCCGAGGAAUGUUCUCCCUACAGUACCUUUACUUGCAGGAUAAUAACAUUUUAACCCUGCAUGACGACACUUUUCUGGACCUCGCCAACCUUACCUAUCUCUACCUGCACAAUAACAAGAUCAAAGUCGUGACUGACAACAUGUUCCGUGGUUUGAUCAAUCUCGACCGCCUGCUGCUACACCAGAACCGUGUCAUCUUUGUCCAAGCGAGGGCUUUCAGCGAUCUGGCCAAGCUGAAAUCCCUGUUUUUGUUUUUCAACAACCUCACCGUCUUGACGGGGGAAACCAUGGAGCCGCUUAGCACCCUCCAGUACUUGCGCUUAAACGGUAACCAGUGGAUUUGUGACUGUCGGGCCAGGACCCUGUGGGAGUGGUUCAAACGUUUCAAGGGUUCCAGCUCGGAGUUGGAGUGUGACGUUCCGGAAUUCCUGGCAGGGAAGGAUCUGAAGCGGCUAAAGAGCGAAGACUUGGAGGGAUGUGUGGAAACGCCUCAAAUCCAGACCAAUCUCUUCAGCUCCAAGGCCCAAUCCGGGAAGUUCCCCUCCACCGAAAACCCCCAAGGGGACACGAUUCCUCGGUGCUGCCUCAGCGAUACCGACAAAUCCGCCAUCCUGUCCGGCAAGAGUCAGCGAAUUACCAACAACCCCUUGAAGGAAAAGGAGAACAUGUCCAAGACCAAAUUGAAGGAUCCGGAAAGAACCAAAAACGACACCCAGAACAAGCAGAACGACGGACCUCUUGGAACCUUAUCCAACACCCUGGACCAGUCCCUGGAAAAUAUGAACCCUAACCUUAUAGACAGUCUGGAAUCUUCUACAGUCUCAAGUAAAAAGAAAAAGAAGUGCUCCAAAAAGCCCAGAUCAGACAGCCACUGCAUCAAAGGCCGGGGGGCUACCUUGCAAGUGCUGCACAUUCUCCUCCUUCCCACCAUCUGGAUCUCACUAGCCAUGUCUUAGAACUCCAGUUAUGAUUCCAAAUGCAGGACUGGAGAUUGUGGAAGCUCAUGACAAUGAUAAGAGAUGAUGCAGGGCGUAUCGAAAACAGACAGUGACUGAAAAGCGAGUUGAUAAGCUCACCUGGCGAGGGCGAGGCAAGAAACGAGGGUGAAGCUAGAGUACGUUUAACAAAAUGGAUGCCUUUACAGAACAUUACAGAUAUGAUGUAUAUAAUGAAUCGGUGCCCAAAAUUGUUUGUUCUCUAUGUACUGAACUGUGUGUGUCUAAGCUACAUUUUGGAGAUUUCCUCCCCCCCCCGUUUCCCACUUUAAAGCUUCGACCGCUUAGCGAGUGCACUAUGAGACGGAAAAAAAAGAACAAAAACAAAAAAAUGUACAAGCGAUCUGACACAGUAAGCACACGAUGAAUGUUGGGUCCAUUUAACGACAACUAAGGAACACCCCCCCCUCCCGUUAUUUAUUGAAAGUGAUGCAUCAGUUGGGUAAUGUUGUUUGUUAUGUUCAAAAAUGUUGUUUUCUCUUCCCCCAUUUUUUGGUUUUAUUUUCACAAGAGAAAGGAUACGUAUAUGGGUAGCAUUUGCCAAAGGAAUGCUGCCAAUUUAUUUCUUGCAAUGGAACCAUAGAUAUGCAUUUUAUUUUCCUUGUGGACAAGUAUGAAAAUAAUAUGAAUAAAAAUUCUUAUUUCGUA
Syngnathus acus (greater pipefish) is the source of this 2691-nucleotide messenger RNA. RefSeq names its product reticulon 4 receptor (gene rtn4r). Gene Ontology annotation, cellular component: plasma membrane. The coding region runs from base 607 to 2004 and encodes 465 amino acids. The transcript has 2 exons. Gene Ontology annotation, molecular function: protein binding. Lineage: Eukaryota; Metazoa; Chordata; Actinopteri; Syngnathiformes; Syngnathidae. The record is from RefSeq and is a predicted model, not a curated record.